Molecule: messenger RNA, 399 nt
Organism: Rotaria sp. Silwood2
Lineage: Eukaryota; Metazoa; Rotifera; Eurotatoria; Philodinida; Philodinidae
Source: the annotation of a GenBank genome assembly
AUGUCAACAGUCGAUAGUAAUGAAAAUGAAUCUCCUUCUGCAGAUCCUUCAAACUCUGCAGUGAAUAAGGAAGAAGGAGAUAUUAAUUCGACACGAUCUGGUCCAAGUAAUGAUUCUGAAGGUGGUUCAAAAGUUGUUUUUCUUCUUAAAGCAGCAGGUGGUGCACCAAUAUUAAAAAAGAAAAAAUGGGCAUUACCAAGAUCAAAAACAAUUGGUCAUAUUGUUGAAUUUUUAAAAAAAUACAUGCAACUUGAUGCUCAACAACAACAACAACUUUUUCUUUAUGUUAAUCAAGCUUUUGCACCAGCACUUGAUACAACAAUUGGAGCAGUUAAUGAUUGUUUCAGUAGUGAAGGAACACUUGUCUUACAUUAUUCAUUAACUCAAGCAUGGGGAUAA